UGAUGGUACGUACAGUCAAUGGUUGGAGUUUCGUGACAUGUAUGAAUCUAUGAUUCAUAAUGAUAGUAGCUUAUCCGAUAUUACGAAGUUCCAUUACCUACGAUCUUACUUAGAAGGCAGUGCUUUACUAGUUAUUAAAUCGAUCGAAUUUAGUGCUUCGAAUUAUCAAAUCGCAUGGGAGCUUGUGUGUGACAGCUCGGACCAAAAUGACUUAUUGCCACUCACACCUGGCCACUUCAUCAUCGGGCGAAGUAUGACGGCGAUCCCAGAAGAAGACCUUACUUCACGCACCAGAUUAGUGGACAGAUACCAGAAGAUUCAACAGCUUCGCCAGCACUUCUGGGCACGUUGGCAACUAGAAUAUAUAAGUGAGCUUCAGAUCCGAACUAAAUGGAGGCAGUCGACGAACGGGCAACUAGAGAUCGGGACCCUCGUCGUUAUCAAAGAUAAGCAACAACCUCCAAUAAAAUGGCUCCUAGGGAGAAUACAACGAGUCUUCCCAGGGCGCGACGGCGUUACCAGAGUCGCAGAGAUUCAAACUGCCACUGGAUUGCUGCGCAGAGACUUUACCAAGAUCUGCCCCUUACCCGUGGACACUACAGUUGAAGACGACACUUCAAGGUCCGCCGGCAUGUCGCGUACCACUCCAACAGGGCGACCGCGGGGUGAGGUGACAGCGGGGAGCAGCCAUCUUCGGGAUGGACUUACUUACUAGCCACCGCGGCCAUGACUCGGCUCUUUACAUUUUUGUAU
Messenger RNA from Leguminivora glycinivorella, 753 nucleotides. RefSeq lists its product as uncharacterized. NCBI's taxonomy places the organism in Eukaryota, Metazoa, Arthropoda, Insecta, Lepidoptera, Tortricidae. The record is from RefSeq and is a predicted model, not a curated record. The coding region runs from base 38 to 715 and encodes 225 amino acids. The transcript is spliced from 2 exons.